CCUGCCGUAGCGAUCGACUCGACUGCAAGAUACUAUGACGCAGAAAAGGAGAUUUCGAAAGAGAAUGGAGUCAUUCCAGGCAAGGAGUGAGGAGUGGGCGGACAAUAUCAAAUUGCACCGCAACAUGUCCCACUUUGUGGACGAUUUGGAAAUAACAGUGGAGAAAAUGAAGGCCCUUGGGCUACGCCCUGUCCUUUUAUAUGCUGUGCAUAAAAAAGGAGGGGGGUAUUCAUCAAAGCUGCUCUGUCCAUACAACUGUCCCCCUCAGGUCACGGGAAUGCUAUCCAAAAUUGAGCAGCUUUAUAAGCUACUCCUUGAUGUGUGGACACCAGAAGGUGAGGAGCGGCGGAGGAGGAAGUACAGGAGAAGGGAAGAGCAGGACCAAGGUGCUGACCAGGCAGCAGGGAAGGACCAGGCCGUUUCUGUGAUCCAGCAACUUAGGUCGCUGCUGUCUGGGGAGAAGCGAGAGAGAGCGGCAGAGCCCAUUAUGCAGGUGGAGAUGAAAAAUAUGAAAAUCUUUGUUAGAAAAAGGAGGCAUCGCACCAGGAACUGUGGCACGCAUCCAUAUGUUGAGACCCUGGAAGGCAGAGCAGUGGGGAGGAGGAAACAAGAGAAGGUUGGUAUUACACAAAUCAUUACAGAUGCUUUGAUUUGCUAG
Molecule: messenger RNA, 658 nt
Organism: Engraulis encrasicolus (European anchovy)
Lineage: Eukaryota; Metazoa; Chordata; Actinopteri; Clupeiformes; Engraulidae
Exons: 7
Coding region: 35-658 (207 amino acids)
Source: RefSeq, a predicted model, not a curated record